This is a messenger RNA of Aaosphaeria arxii CBS 175.79, 753 nucleotides long. RefSeq lists its product as uncharacterized. The record is from RefSeq and is a predicted model, not a curated record. NCBI's taxonomy places the organism in Eukaryota, Fungi, Ascomycota, Dothideomycetes, Pleosporales. Bases 1 to 753 code for a protein of 250 amino acids. The transcript has a single exon.
AUGCUAUGGUCGCUCCAGCGUCUCGGGCAGUGUGCACAAGUUGUGGAGGCCGAUAGCUGCAUUGUUGACGCGCAGUCAAAAGCCGCAGCAUUACUCUACUAUCGGUACCCGAAGCUUUACCCAGAACUUAGUCGAUAUGCCACUAUGAUGCAUGGCAUACGGCACCUGAACUUAAAGCUAAGCACUUGGGAUGCUAUGCAUUUCUUCAAAGUCUCUGUCGGCGGAUUUGACCAGCUACGGGAAACUGGCCACACUACCUACGACAUAUUCAACAGGCUCCCAAACCUCAAACGGGUCAAAAUCCUGCUGCCGGACGAUCAGAGAGAUCGUAGAUACCAAUUCACCGUAAAGCUUUUCCAUCCAGUGUCACGAUGCCAUCGCACCUUGCACCGGUACAUCUACGAGGCUAUUGCUCAAAUGCAGGCAGUAAGCGACUUCAAGGUUGAGGUGAAACGCUUCAUGGACUCCAAUGAGAGGAUCAGGUUCGAGGAGAUGCAAUCGAAGGCAGAACUUUCCCGAAAGACAACAUCUCAAGACUUGGCAGAUUUGUAUGCAGACAGCACCGGAGGGGUGAGACUCGACAGUCCAGGGGGAAGUCUGGCAAGUGGAAAUUCCGACCCACUCGAGCAUGGCGUAACCCGAGAGGCAGUUCAAUCGGUUGACGAAUUGUUUCCUCCAUUGUGCAAAUGCACACCUUCAUGCUCGGAGAUUAUGAGCAGUAGAGACCGCAUACGACGAUAUGAUGAUGAAUGA